UUCAAAUUAAAUACAUAAACUAUCUAUUCCGUAUGACAAUUAAAAACAUAUAAUCGUUGAAGAAAUCUAGAAAAGCAAGAAUCCAACAAUAACAAUGAGAGCAGCUGCCUCUCGCUUUGAAAAUUGGCUCUUCAAAUUUCUUUAAUGGAGAGAGCGUUGUUUUCCACGCGGCUUAAUAUCACAAUUAGCUCCUUAUUCAGUCAAGUUCUAUUUGGCUUCUUCUGCUCUUUUUAGCUUUUCUCUUUCUGACCGAUUCUUCAAGACGGGGGUGAUAUGUUGUACUAGAAUUCGAGGGGAGAGAGAGCUCUGCCUUUUCUGUUCAUUCACCUUCACUUUACCUUUCUGGGUUCUUUACUUCUUUCUCUUUAGCUGCUGGACGCAGAGGAAAUGGCUGAAUAUAUCUGUUUAUGUAACAAGGAUACAAUAAUCAUAAAGGCUCCUAAGAAAUCUCCCAUUUUUUUAAGGAUGAUAGUUUUAAUAUUUGCCAUGGUCUGUGGUGUUUAUAUCUGUUCAAUCUGUUUAAAGCAGAUAAGCACCCAUAAUAAAAUUAAAAUUGAGGAUAUUCAAGUUAUUGAGAAGCCAUCUUCUGACAAUGAAUCCAAACAAAUGCAAAUUCCAAUCCUGCAUUUUCCACAUCCUGAAACUUUUAGCAGGGCUGAAUGUCUGCAUAAUCCUGUGAGAUACUUUGCAAUACUAUCGAUGCAGAGAUCCGGCAGUGGAUGGUUUGAAACCUUGUUGAAUAGUCAUGUUAAUGUAAGCUCAAAUGGAGAAAUAUUUUCUGUUUUGGAUAGGAGGAGAAAUGUUUCAUCAAUUAUAAGUACUCUGGACAAAGUUUACAAUUUGGAUUGGUUAACUAGUGCUUCUAAGAAUGAAUGCUCAGCAGCAGUUGGUUUCAAGUGGAUGCUUAAUCAGGGAUUAAUGGAGCACCAUAAAGAAAUAGUAGACUACUUCAACAGUAGAGGUGUAUCAGCAAUAUUUCUGUUCCGAAGAAACCUGCUGCGCCGGAUGGUUUCAGUACUUGCAAAUUCCUAUGACCGGAAUGCUAAACUACUGAAUGGAACCCACAAAUCUCAUGUUCAUUCAGAAGAAGAGGCUGCAAUCCUUUCAAAAUACAAGCCUACAGUUAAUUCCACAUUGUUAAUUGCUGAUCUAAAGGAAGUGGAGAUUACAGCAUCCAGGGCUUUAGAAUACUUUAAUAGCACUCGGCACAUGAUUUUGUACUAUGAGGAUCUCGUUAAAAAUCACACAAAACUCAAGGAUGUUCAAGCAUUUCUUCGGCUUCCACUGAUGGAAUUAACAAGCCGUCAGGUCAAGAUACAUAAAGGUCCAUUGUCGGACCAUGUCGAGAACUGGAAAGAUGUGAAUGAGACAUUAACUGGAACAGAAUAUGAACAUUACCUCCAGACUGACUAUUAAAAUUAACAAGCAUGCUAACUUAAGGAAUGGCGCAUGUGAAUAGGAUUCAACUAAUUUAUCAGAGGAUGCUUGAAAGACAAAAGUCCUAUGCAGGUUUGAGUCUUGUAACUUGCGAAUGGUGACUUCAUGCAGAAAUCCGAAAGAAUCAGAUUGCUUUCAAAGGCAUCCUUACAGAACUCAAUUUUGCUGUGACCAUUAACUAGGUAAUGACCAAGCUGACAAGAGUGUUGUAUUUUGGUUUCUCAUUUAAAAAUUUUGACCAUGCAGUGUUUGCUGCACUUAAUUUUCUAUUGUAUUUUCAGCUUUUGUUGAGGUUCGAACUUGUUGAUUGUAUUGAUCAUGUUCUGGUUCAUCACAUGGACAUAAUGUAAAUGUCUGCUAAUCAAUUCCAAGAAAAUAUGAGAAAUUGUUUCAUCAUGA
Molecule: messenger RNA, 1836 nt
Organism: Jatropha curcas
Lineage: Eukaryota; Viridiplantae; Streptophyta; Magnoliopsida; Malpighiales; Euphorbiaceae
Product: P-loop containing nucleoside triphosphate hydrolases superfamily protein
Source: RefSeq, a predicted model, not a curated record